AUGAGCAUCCUGCAGCUCGACUGGUACCCAUGGAUCCGCCGGGCCUGUCUGCCCACUCCAUCGCUGCAGGGCAACAUCUUCGCCGGCUUCGAUGAGACUCUGCUGCAGAGAGCCGAGGCUCUGGCCGCGGUGGACAUCGUGGCGCAGAAGAGCCACCCGUUCAAACCGGACGCGACCUACCACACCAUGACCACCAUGACCAGCAUGGCCUGCACCCCGACCUCCUCCUCCGCGCACCUGCACCACCCGUCCGUGCUCACCUCCCACCACCACCCUUCGCACCACCAGUCGGCUCAGGUCCUGGACAGCGAGCUGCUGGACCACCUCACGCCGGGCAUCUCCCUGGGAGGCAUGCCAGGGUCGGACGUCUGCUCGACGGCCUCGCACAACGCCCACGCCGCGCACAUGUCGGCCAUCAACCACAUGCAGCACCACCACCACCACCACCAGCAGUCCAUGAACAUGCACCAGCACGCGCUGUCCCACGGCUCACUGGGGGGCGGCGGCCUGGACUCGGAGCCCGACCCGCGGGAGCUGGAGUCGUUCGCCGAGAGGUUCAAGCAGCGGCGGAUCAAACUCGGGGUGACGCAGGCGGACGUGGGCUCGGCGCUGGCCAACCUCAAGAUCCCCGGGGUCGGGUGCCUGAGCCAGAGCACCAUCUGCAGGUUCGAGUCCCUGACGCUGUCGCACAACAACAUGGUGGCCCUGAAGCCCAUCCUGGAGGCCUGGCUGGAGGAGGCGGAGCGGGCGCAGAGGGAGAAGAUGUCCAAGCCGGAGAUCUUCAACGGGGGGGACAAGAAGAGGAAACGAACGUCCAUCGCGGCCCCGGAGAAGCGGUCCCUGGAGGCCUACUUCGCCGUGCAGCCGAGGCCCUCGUCGGAGAAGAUCGCCGCGAUCGCCGAGAAGUUGGACCUGAAAAACGUGGUCCGGGUUUGGUUUUGCAAUCAGAGGCAAAAGCAGAAACGAAUGAAGUUUUCUGCGACGCACUAAGACCAUCAGUCCUUUUACAAAAAGACAAAGCAGAGACGAGCUGCUGCUGCACCCUGUCAUAGAAACAAGGUACCCCGCUGGGCCUGAUGUUGAUCCCCUUCGGUUACGUCUCGUCUCCUCUACAGUCUGAUUUUUUUUUUUUUUUUUUUACACGGACUAAAUGUUCAGGUUCGUCACGAUGCUGCGAAGGGAGACAGUAUUCAACACUUCAAGGACACUGAGCGCCUGGACGGCUGACCCCCGGUCAGUAAAACCAGGGGGGCUUUUUUUUUUCCAGCCAUAAGCAGCUUCAUCAACAGCUGGAUUCAACGGUGUACCUUCCUGUGACAGCGGAGACCGAGCAGCGGGACCGGGAGAGAGACUGAGACCUUGUCCAAAAACUUCAGACUCUCAAAACGUUGAUGCUUCACCAUCAGAAAAAAAAAAAAAAGAUGAGGAACAACGCUCCGUCUCAAUCCAUCCAGUUAUACAAUUAUUGUACAAAAUAAAAGUAAAAUAAUGAUGGGGAUCCUUAUUCGGAAUAGCUUUUUUUAUAUGUAUCAUUGUAGAUAUUUGUGAAUACGUUGCACCUCCGUGUGUGGACAAGCUCAUUGAAAUGUAUUGGCUCUGUGUUUGUUUCUGUCGGGAACUCAGAACGUUUUUCAUUUCCUUUCCGAGUGUGUGUGUGUGUGUGUGUGUUUGUGGGGGGGUGAACUCCUGUAAUCCAUUGCAUGGUUUACUCGGUUGGAGAAGUGUUUUCUCGGCGUUAUGGCUUCCAAAAUAUGACCCCCCCCCCCCCCCCCCCCACACCACACCACACACACGCCCCCAAGUGAAUGCAUUGCAAUAAGAAGACACACACAGACACACACGCGCACGAAUACACACAUUCACACGGUACAUGUGUGGCUACCUCAUUAUGCAAGUGUUGGCACGUUCUUGGUGAUUAACAAACAAACACACGCAAAAAAAAUGUAGUAGAAUCGAUUCGUUGUUUAGUUUGUUUAUGUGUUUUUAUUAUUUUUCGUUUUCUUUCACCCGUUCAAAGAUGAAAUAGAAAACGCACUGAUGUGUAAACCUGUUCAUGACCACUGCAAGGAUGCUUUGACAAUCAAAUUAUUAUUAUUUAGCUAUAUUUAUUUGUAUUUAUUUAUCAUUAUUAACGUUAUUAUUACACGUGGGUUGUUGACCUCUCCUCUCUGUGUCCUCGUAACAUGAAUGAUUUGCAUAUUGUUAUAAUUAUUGUUAUUAUCACUGACACCUUUGUGGAGCGCACUUUGUAGAUAUUUCGAUGAAGGGAAACAGUCGGCCUUAUUUAUACUUAUUUUUCUGAGAAAACCUAAUUUUUCUUUUUUUUUCUUUUAUAUUUAUUUGACCUUAAUUUAUUUUAGAGAAGCAGAGAAGAAAAACACCUGUUUCAUUUGUGAAAGUGUGCUUUAAAUGUGUCUGUGUGAACAACAGAAGCUGAAAUAAACCGUGCACGUUUUACUUCAUCCUUUGACAGCCCUUCUUCAGAAAAUAAAAUCAAUCAAAACAAACAAAAAAAAGGCAGGUAUUUUGUAUAUACUUUAUUUAAAAUAUACAUUUAAUGGACUCAUGCAACAUGAGCUCGCGUGUCCGUGGAAAGAAUCGGCGUGCUCGCCAGCUGCUGCUGUGAAACAGGAGCCGCGUGGAGGUGAAGGAGGUCCGUCCGUCUGAAAGCUGCCCCCCCCCCCCCCAUCCCUCUCCAGUGAUGAAUAGGAUUUGAUACUUGAGUGACUCUAAUAUUGAUCACUUUGGCCUCCUGUGAAGACGCUCGUCUCUACCGCGUGAGGGCGGAGCCGGAAAGAACCACGUCCGGCACGAAGUGGACUUAAAGCUCAAUAGAAAGAACACUCUUCGGUUCAAGCAGUUCAUAUUUCUUUAAUACCCUCGUUUUUUGGUAUUUUUGGAAUACUUGAGGUCCAUUAAAGGCCAGAAACCAAAACCAUCUUUGAAUCAGUGUUUGAAAACAUCUGGAUUCUUGGGGAAAUGUUGACGUCUUUACCUUUUUUUUUUAAUUGUUUUUUGUUGGCUUGAAAAAUCAAAUAAACUUCACCAUGUUGAGUUCAAAA
This is a messenger RNA of Gasterosteus aculeatus aculeatus (three-spined stickleback), 3062 nucleotides long. It is a transcript of the gene pou4f4, whose product is annotated as POU class 4 homeobox 4. Gene Ontology annotation, molecular function: RNA polymerase II cis-regulatory region sequence-specific DNA binding; DNA-binding transcription factor activity, RNA polymerase II-specific. Lineage: Eukaryota; Metazoa; Chordata; Actinopteri; Perciformes; Gasterosteidae. Gene Ontology annotation, biological process: regulation of transcription by RNA polymerase II. The record is from RefSeq and is a predicted model, not a curated record.